Messenger RNA from Auanema sp. JU1783, 3531 nucleotides. The record is from the annotation of a GenBank genome assembly. NCBI's taxonomy places the organism in Eukaryota, Metazoa, Nematoda, Chromadorea, Rhabditida, Rhabditidae.
AUGGCUAACGCUGUCAAAGAGAGAAAGAAGGUAGCUCAGCUCCUUGAGAGUGAGGAAGAGGUAAGAAAACUUUGGGAUGAAGCCAAGGUGUUCGAAGAGGAUGCCGACGACAGUAACAAAGAAAAGUACUUUGUAACAUUCCCUUUCCCAUAUAUGAAUGGAAGACUUCAUUUGGGACACACUUUCACUCUUUCCAAAUGCGAAUUUGCUGUUGGUUAUCAUCGUUUAAAAGGAGAAAAAUGUUUGUUCCCCUUCGGUUUCCAUUGUACCGGAAUGCCUAUCAAGGCUUGUGCUGACAAGCUCAAGAGAGAAAUGGAAGAUUUCGGAUAUCCUCCAAAUUUCGAUCGACAAGAAGAAGUAGUUGUUGUUGAGGAUGAGGUUUCUGAGUUAGAAGCUCUCAUGAAAGACAAGAGUAAGGGAAAGAAGAGUAAAGCUGUUGCCAAAACUGGUAGUGGCAAAUACCAAUGGCAGAUCAUGCAAUCAUUGGGAAUGACUGAUGAAGAAAUUGCCAAAUUCGCUGAUCCACUCUAUUGGCUAGAAUACUUCCCUCCUCAUUGCAUCGCUGACAUGAAGAGAAUGGGAAGCAAAGUCGAUUGGAGAAGAUCCUUCCUUACCACCGAUGUUAAUCCCUACUUCGAUUCUUUCGUAAGAUGGCAAUUCGGAAAACUCCGCGCCGCCAAGAAGAUCGAUUUCGGAAAGAGAUACACUAUCUAUUCUCCUAAGGAUGGACAGCCAUGUAUGGACCACGAUCGUGCUUCUGGUGAAGGUGUGGGACCACAAGAAUACACACUCGUUAAGCUGAGGGUUAUUGAACCAAGACCAGUAAUUUUCCGUCAUAUAAAAGAAGAAAUAUUCCUUGUAGCCGCAACUCUCCGGCCGGAAACUAUGUAUGGACAAACCAAUUGCUACCUUCAUCCUGAUAUUGAGUAUGUUGCUUUCUAUGCUGGAGAGGGAGAGAAUGAGGUCUUCGUCGCUACACCUCAAGCUGCUCGUAACAUGAGUUACCAAGGCUUGACUGCUGAGAAUGGAGUUGUGAACUAUGUCGAUGGAUUGGACAGCUUCGCAGGUGCUCUGAUUCUUGGUUGCCCACUUAGAGCUCCACUUUCUGCUUAUGAUAUCAUAUAUGCACUUCCUAUGCUCACCAUCAAAGAAGACAAAGGAACUGGAGUUGUUACCUCAGUACCUUCUGACUCUCCUGAUGAUUAUGCUGCUCUCAAUGAUCUGAAGAAGAAGAAACCUCUUCGUGAGAAAUACUGCAUCGAUGAUGAAAUGGUUCUUCCUUUCGACCCCAUCGCAAUUAUCGAAAUUGAGGGACUCGGUGAUAUGGCCGCCAUUGAAAUGUGCAAGAGAUUGAAAAUUGAAUCUCAGAACGACAAAAUCAAGUUGGAGCAAGCCAAGAAAGAAGUUUAUCUCAAAGGAUUCUAUGACGGUGUAAUGAAAGUCGGAAAAUACGCUGGACAGAAAACCGCUGAUGUGAAGAAGCUCAUCCAGAAUGAUCUUUUCAAUGAGGCUUUGGCAGUCAAGUAUGUCGAACCUGAAAAAAAAAUUAUCAGCAGAUCUGGAGACGAAUGCGUUGUUGCCUUGUGUGAUCAAUGGUACUUGAACUAUGGAGAACCAGGAUGGAAGGCUAAGGCUAAGGAAGCUCUUGCCAAGUUGAACACCUACACCGAUGAAACUCGCAGAAACUUCGAGUAUACCAUUGAUUGGCUUCAUGAGUAUGCUUGCUCUCGUAGUUAUGGAUUGGGUACUAAGCUUCCAUGGGAUCCUCAAUAUCUUAUCGAAUCUCUCUCUGAUUCCACCAUUUACAACUGUUAUUAUACCAUCGCUCAUCUUCUUCAAGAAGGAUCUUUGGUUGGAUCAGUUGUUGGCCCAGCUGGAAUCAAAGCUGAACAAUUGACUGAAGCUGUUUGGGAUUAUAUCUUUACCGGUGCUGCUUACGAUGCUAAGACCAUGCCAGUUGCUCAAGAGUCUCUGGACAAAUUGAGAAAGGAAUUCCUUUACUGGUACCCAAUUGAUAUGAGAGUUUCCGGAAAAGAUCUCAUUCAAAACCAUUUGACUUAUCUUCUUUUCAACCACGUCGCCGUCUGGGAGAAAGAAGAGCAAUUCUGGCCUAAGAGUAUUCGUGCUAAUGGUCAUCUUCUCAUCAACAACGAAAAGAUGUCCAAGAGUACUGGAAACUUCUUGACUCUAUCUGAAGGAAUUGACAGAUUCUCAGCCGACGGAAUGAGACUCUCAUUAGCUGAUGCCGGAGACGGUGUCGAAGAUGCUAACUUCGUAUUCAGCAUGGCUGACGCUGCUGUUCUCCGUUUGUUUAACCUUAUCGAAUGGGUUAAGGAAAUGAAUGAGUUGAGAGUCGCCGGAUCUUUCCGUAAGGGAGCCUUCAACUUCAACGAUAAGGUGUUCGCCAAUGAAAUGAACAAAGCUAUCCAACUCACUGCUGAUAACUAUGAGAAAACUUUGUUCAAGGAAGCUCUUAAGUCUGGUUUCUUCGAAUAUCAGACUCUUCGUGAUAUUUACCGUGAGUUCAAUGGUGGACAAGAUUCUGCCAUGCAUGAAGACUUGGUAACCAGAUUCAUCGAAACUCAAGCUAUCAUUCUAUCUCCAAUCUGCCCACAUAUUGCUGAACAGAUUUGGAGAAUCCUUGGAAAGGAUGGCCUCAUCGUGAAAGCAAGCUGGCCUACUACUGAUCCUGUAGAUGAAGUUCUCUGCAAGGCCUCUGACUUCAUCAGAGCUACCAUCACUGAAUUCAGAGCUCGUUUGAAAAACUUCUUGAACCCCAAGAAGAAAACCGGAGCCAUCGAGCCACCCACUGAUGCCUCAAUCUGGGUUGCUAACGAGUAUCCACUCUGGCAGCGUACUAUCCUUCAAAUUCUUGAGAAGCAGACUAACGAGAACAAUGGAGAAUUACCUGACAACAAGGUGAUUGCCGGUUUGAUUGGAAAGGAAGAAGCUCUCAAGAAGUUUGCCAAGAAAGCCAUGCCUUUCGUUCAGAUGGUCAAAGAGCAAUACAAGAUUAAGGGAAAAUCUGCUUUAGAAAGCGCUUGCUCUUUCGAUCAAACAGCUAUUCUCGAAGAAAACAAAGAUUACAUUCUUAACAGUCUUGAUCUCGAUCGUUUGGUGAUUGGAAACACUUCUGACUCUGGUUGUGAUGCCCUUAUCGCUGAAACUGUUUGCCCAGGAACUCCUCUCAUCAAUUUCACAGCUCCAGCUGAUAAGUUGAACAUUGUCGCCCAGAACGUCAGUAUCUGCAACGGAUUGUUCGAUGUUACUGUCCCUGUUUCAACAGAGGAUACCGUCGCCAUUCUUAUCAGAAAGAUAAGAAGACUCAACAGAUCUGUUAAACCCAGACAUAAUGUUACUUUAUGGAGAUACACCGAAGAAAACGGAGACAGAAAGCUCAGAAACCUUGCUGAUCCAAUGAAAGGAUUGGAGAAACUCUCUGAUGAUGAUGUGUUCGCCAUCGCUGUAGAGAAAGAGGAAGUCUCUGUUGCUGGAAAGAGUGUGAAUUCACUCGUCUAUGUAGCCGAGUAA